CUCCGCCGCCUCAUCCGUCCGCCGUACGCCCGUCCGUCCGGUCAUCAGGUCUCGGCAGUGCAGCCGCGCUCCAGUCAGAUUCGAGAGGUCGCGCGCGCACCUACGGAAUACAAAUAUUUAUCAUUAUUACUAUUAUUAUUAAACUCUGCGGCGCCCGCACGCGCACGCGCACACGUAACGCCCGGUAAAUCCGAUUUUUUAGGAUAAUAACAAUAUAAUAUUAUAAUAUAAGAAGCUGAUACUUCGGGUGAUAUAAUAUCGACGUUACAACUACACUGCAGCUGUACCUGCCGCCCAGGGUAUUAUCAUUUACGCUGCACUGAAAUAGUUUUGCGGGCGAUUUUCUUCGCAUUUUCGUCUCCACGCGACGAUCAUCUGCUGCAGGGCUGUGUAGCAGCAGUUUGCCGACUUCGGGCUCCCGGACCAGCGGACCAUCGAUUGAGUGAUGCACCCGAAUCGCAGUUGCAGUUGUUAUCGCUGUCACUGGACAGCGGUCGGACGAUAAGGCACGCAUACGCUUAUAGUGGCGCCGUUUCAAGUUAUUGCACGAACAUACAAACGGACAAGUGGGAACAGGUGGACAGCCAGACGGAUCGCAUUACACACGCGUUGCACAUGAUGAUGAUGACCAACUGUCUGCAGCAGAGCGUGUGCGCAGAGGCGGCGGCCAUGCAGGCAAUGGAACUGCACCGCCGGAACAGCGGGGGUGGGGGCGACCAAUCGAUCGGCAAGUCUGGUCGCGACGACGGUUCGGCUACCGAAUACAACGACGACCGAGUGCAGCCCACUUCCGGCGGCCGUUUGAACGGCUCGGCCGAGCGUCCGUUGAAGUUCAGCAUAGACAACAUAUUGCGACCGGAAUUCGGCGGUGGCACCGGAAGCUUGGCCACGUCCGGUGGCAGCCCUCCGUCGGUGUUCAACCCGUACGACCACCAUCACAGACACUACCACCCCCAUCUCCAACAUCAACAACAACAACAACACCUCAACCACAUCGACCGCCUGAACCACCUAAACUAUCAACUUCACCAUCUCAACCAACUCAGUCACAAUGCCGCGGCCGCUGCCAGCGCCAACACAGCGGUCCGCGCGGUCGCAACGGCUAUCAAUGACGCGGCCGGCCCGGCGUCGUCUGAUCACGAGAAAUCCAAUAGCAGCAGACGGUCUUCGUCGUCGUCCACCGCUGAACCACUGAGUUCGCCCAUCGAUCUGUCGUGUUCCGACUCGCAGACCUGUGUCAACCCUGUCGCGACUGCUAACUCGGCAACAGUCAGCACCGCCGCCGCCACCGCCGCCAAUGCCACCCACGCGACUACCGCCACUGGUUCUUCGGACGCCACCAUCAAUGCAGUCGCCGACAAAGACGGCUCUCAACAGUGGCCGGCCUGGGUGUACUGCACAAGAUACUCGGAUCGCCCUUCUUCCGGAAGAAGUCCUAGGACUCGGCGAGCAAAGAAAAAGGAUAAGCAGCAGCAGGACGAAAAGAGGCCUCGGACUGCGUUCAGUGGCGACCAGCUGGCCCGGCUCAAGAAGGAGUUCACCGAGAACCGGUACUUGACUGAGAGACGGAGACAGGAGCUGGCCAACGAGCUAGGCCUGAACGAGGCCCAGAUAAAAAUAUGGUUCCAGAACAAGCGGGCCAAGAUCAAGAAGGCCAGUGGCACCAAGAACCCGCUCGCCCUGCAGCUGAUGGCCCAGGGUCUGUACAAUCACAGCACGGUCAUGGUUACUAAAGAGGAAGAAGAACAGCUGGCCGCGGCACAAGCUAUGGAAAUCAAUGACUGAAUAAACUUAAAAAAAAAA
Messenger RNA from Myzus persicae (green peach aphid), 1803 nucleotides. RefSeq names its product homeobox protein engrailed-2-like. Gene Ontology annotation, cellular component: nucleus. The transcript is spliced from 5 exons. Lineage: Eukaryota; Metazoa; Arthropoda; Insecta; Hemiptera; Aphididae. Gene Ontology annotation, molecular function: DNA-binding transcription factor activity, RNA polymerase II-specific; RNA polymerase II cis-regulatory region sequence-specific DNA binding. The coding region runs from base 616 to 1785 and encodes 389 amino acids. Gene Ontology annotation, biological process: regulation of transcription by RNA polymerase II; neuron differentiation; multicellular organism development. The record is from RefSeq and is a predicted model, not a curated record.